Molecule: messenger RNA, 1131 nt
Organism: Arctia plantaginis
Lineage: Eukaryota; Metazoa; Arthropoda; Insecta; Lepidoptera; Erebidae
Source: the annotation of a GenBank genome assembly
AUGUACACCAAUAUAUUCAGUAUUGUAAUAAAAGAUGUCUCUGCAAAAUUUGUAAAAAAUUAUAAAGAAAUGGAAAUCCUCAAUGAUUUACCGCUGAGAAGCAGCUUAGAUGGUUAUAUAACAAAAUUGGAGAAAAUAAUGGAUUUUGUUCAAAAUCACAAGCGUUAUAUGGACAUGAAUUUAGGCUUUGGACUGUUUUUAGUCAACGUUAAUCUAAGAACCAUUUUACGGCUAAGAGGAAUAAGAAUACCGAGAAUUAAAAAGGCUCGCUUGAACAGAAUCUUGCAACAGUAUGAUGAAAUACUCCAAUAUUUUCAAGACAUGCUUAAUAAGCAUUCAAGACACACUACAGAAGCGGAAUCAUCUGCUCACUUUAUAACCGAACUUUUUUCUAAGGAUAAGUUAAACUGGGGAAUACAUUUACAAAAGUAUAAAACAAACUUGUUGAAAAAAACUAAAUUUUAUUCAAGGAAAGAGUUAACUGAAAGAUAUUCAAUAUGGUCUCAAUACGUGGAGAAAGUGUAUGAUUUUGAUAAUUAUUAUCCAAGUCCGCAGCUCUCGGAUGAUUGUAUAAGUGCCUUGUCGCAGGUGCCUAUUAAUCCUACAAUGCGAUGGAGUCGUUGUGACGUUUCAAGUUCUUGUGUUGAAUAUGUACGAAACGGCACCGAUUAUGGGUACGCAAUAACGCAUCGGUUAUUGUACAUGAUAAUGGCUCGAUUUUCGCGUGGAUGUACUAUCAUGUCCUCAGUAGAAGACAAAGCACAGAUUGAAACAUUCUGCGGUAAGAUUUACAACGAAAUAGAGUAUCACUCAUUCCAUAAUUUUGGAAUACCAGAUUUAUCUUUAGAAAUGAUUGCUUUGUGCACUCUUGAGGGCCACGUACAAUUUCUUCGACGCUCAUGGUUAGAUGAGCUCUUUGAAUUUCAAAGAGCACUUGGAUGUGUCGCUAGUAGCAAAGAAGGUAAAGAAAAAAACGUAAUACCAGAUUUAUAUAAAAUAGAGAAACCAAAUUGGCAAAUAGUAGAAGAAGAUCAAGAUAUCUUGGGAGGAUCAUGCAAUACUCAUACAACUGGAGUAGCAGCUGCAGUACUAUCAGCAGCCAUAAGAUAUAUCAUAGAGAAAUUUUCUUGA